AUGACGACAAUAAAUGCGGGGCAUUACCAGGAAAUGACCGAGAGUGAAUUGCAGGAGAUCACCGACUCGCAUAUCAGCACAAACUCCACCAACAGGUUUAACUGGUCUGUGUACUUCAACCAAGUGCUCAAUAUCGACGGCGAAAACGCCAGAAUUAAGAGAAAAGAAAAGGUCAAGCGGAUCAUAGUUAGAGAUCAGCAAUAUUUCGAGUGGUGGUCGCGACUGUUUCACACCAGUAGCCCUGAAACGAUCGAGAUGUACAUCUGGUGGAGAGUGUUUUCAUCCCUUGCCCCUUACACAACAAGAGAAUUCCAAAUGAGGCAGCAAAAACUCUGGCAGAAGGUCGGUGGCACCCGCAUAACUACUCCAAGGUGGAAGGUUUGCGUGGAAAUGGUCAACAAAGCGUACGGAUAUAUCGUUAACUUCGAAUACGCUAAGAUUCACCUCGACAAAGACCUGAGAGAACAGGCAUUAUGGAUGGUUAGUGAAAUUAAAGAGUACAUCAAAAGGUAUGGGACGAAACUGAAUUGGAUGGACUCGGAGACCAAGAAACAGGGGCUAAAGAAAAUCGAAUCACUAAGAGCCAAUGUGGUUAACCACGAUGAGCCGCUGUUCCCCAGCAAACUAGAGCAAUUUUACUCCUUGAUCAAUUUCGCCGACGGUGGUUUGUUUGAGUCGCAGUUGAAGAUUCUGGCCGCUUUGGAAGCAUCAAAGUUGAAUUCACUGUACCUUACACCGAAGAGAGAGCCUACUUUAGUAUAUGACAGUGACCAGAUCAAGGCCAACGCAACGCAAGACGAAUGGCUGGCCUACAUCUUUGGGCUGCAGAGUGCCGUUAACGCGUACUUUGAUUAUCAUGUAUCUUUUUUUAGACCUUCCUCUGCUUGUGUGGAAGAUUACUCGGAAGAGCAAAUCUUUUUCCUUAGUUUCGCGAACAUGUGGUGUUCGAACAAGUCGCCCAACUCUGUGAAUAAUUUGUUGACUAGACGGUCCAUGGUGCUGGGAACCCUAUCAACGAUAAACGAGUUUUCGAGAGCUUGGAAUUGUCCAAAGGGCUCUAUAAUGAACCCCUGGUGA
Messenger RNA from Cloeon dipterum, 1077 nucleotides. Its product is annotated as endothelin-converting enzyme 2-like. The record is from RefSeq and is a predicted model, not a curated record. Gene Ontology annotation, molecular function: metalloendopeptidase activity. Lineage: Eukaryota; Metazoa; Arthropoda; Insecta; Ephemeroptera; Baetidae. The transcript has 7 exons. Gene Ontology annotation, biological process: protein processing. Gene Ontology annotation, cellular component: plasma membrane. The coding region runs from base 1 to 1077 and encodes 358 amino acids.